UGAGGGCGCUCCUGGUGCUGAGGUGCUGUGGUGACGGGAGAGGGGGCGUGGGGACACUGAGCGUGCUUUGCUGUGGCUGUGUGUGUGUGUGUUUCACUGGGAUCAGUGGGCCCUCCGCUUCCGCCGUUUUCUCCCCUCCCAGCCACGUGGCUGUAGCCUACCAAUGGCCCCAGUAGGGAGGUCGGAUACUGUCCCUAGAAUGAAAGUUUCCCCGUGAAAGCCCAGGCCUGGACUUGGAAUAGGAGUUUUAGAGCUGCAAGUGCCUGUCUGCGUCCCGCACGGGGGCAGCUCCAUGUUCAGAACCACCGCAUUUUCAGAGUACUGUCCCCAGGAACCAGCUUCCAUCUCGGGGACCUAUUGCUCCUUUUAUUCCCAUCCUAUUUUGUGCGAAGACCCCGGGAAGGAUGAGAGUAUUAUUAUUGCUGCACGUCAAAGUCAAGGGAGGGGAAGCAUGAGGAAGAUGGACCAGUUUUGUCAUUCUAAAAACAUGGCCUAUGGAUCUCUGUCAUUCGGGGAUGUGGCCAUCAGCUUCUCCCAAGAGGAGUGGGAGUAUCUGAACCCUGCUCAGAAGGCCUUGUACAGGGACGUGAUGUUGGAGACCUACAGCAACCUGGUCUCCCUGGCAGAAAGUUCCAUUUCUAAGCCAGAUAUGAUUACCUUACUGGAGCAGGAGAAAGAACCUUGGAUGGUUUUGAGGAGAGAAACAAGUGGAUGGUACCCAGAUUUGGAGUCAAAUUAUGGAGCUGAGAAGUUACCUUCAGAAAAUUAUAUUUAUGAAAUAAAUUUGCCUAAACUGGGUAUAAAACAAAUAAGUAAAACUCUUGGCCUCAAGGCCUCCAAUUUUAGAAAUGACUCAGAUAGCAAAAAUAGAUUUAGGGAACAACAGGGGCAUCAAGAGGGGUAUAUCAGUCAAAAUAUAAUAAGCUAUGAAAAAAUGCCUACUUCUACUCAUAGUACUUCUCCUAUUCACACUACAGAUAAGCCAUAUGAAUGUAAGGAGUGUGGAAAGUACUUUAGUCGUGGUUCAAAUCUUAUUCAGCAUCAGAGUAUCCAUACUGGAGAGAAACCCUAUGAAUGUAAGGAAUGUGGGAAGGCCUUUAGACUUCUUGUCCAACUUACUCGACAUCAGAAAUUUCAUACUGGUGAGAAACCCUUUAAAUGUAAGGAAUGUGGGAAAGCUUUUAGUCUUCCCACCCAGCUGACUUGCCAUGAGAAUAUUCAUACAGGUGAGAGGCCAUUUGAGUGUAAGGAAUGUGGGAAGUCCUUUAAUCGUGUGUCAAACCUUGUUCAACAUCAGAGUAUUCAUACAGGUGCAAAACCAUAUGGAUGUAAAGAGUGUGGGAAAGGCUUUAAUCGUGGUUCAAAUCUUGUUCAGCAUCAGAAAAUUCAUUCUAGUGAGAAACCCUUUUUAUGUAAGGAGUGUGGGAAGGCCUUUAAAUACCAUUACCAACUUACUGAACAUUGUCGGAUUCAUACUGGUGAGAAACCCUUCGAAUGUAAAGAAUGUGGGAAGGCCUUCAGUCUUCUGAUUGAGCUUGCACGACAUCAGAACACUCAUAGUGGUGAGAAACCAUUUAAAUGUAAGGAAUGUGGCAAGGCCUUCAGUCGUGGCUCAAAUCUCAUUCAACAUCAGAGUAUUCAUACUGGUGAGAAACCAUAUGGGUGUAAGGAAUGUGGAAAGGUUUUUCGACUUCACCUUCAGCUUUCUCGACAUCAGAAAACUCAUACUGGUGAGAAACCCUUUGAAUGUAAGGAAUGUGGGACAACCUUCCAGUAUCAGUACCAGCUUAGUGAGCAUCAGCGAAUUCAUACAGGUGUGAAACCGUAUGAAUGUAAGGAAUGUGGGAAAUUGUUUCGUCGUGGUUCAAACCUUAUUCAACACCGGAGUGUUCAUACUGGAAAGAAACCUUUUGAAUGUGAAGAAUGUGGGAAGGCCUUUAGACUCCAUAUACAACUCAUUCGACAUCAGAAAUUUCAUACUGGUGAGAAGCCCUUUGAAUGUAAGAAAUGUGGAAAAGCCUUUAGUCUUCUCACUCAGCUUAAUCGCCAUGAAAGUAUUCAUACAGGUGAGAAGCCAUUUGAGUGUAAGGAAUGUGGGAAGUCCUUUAAUCGUGUGUCAAACCUUGUUCAACAUCAGAGUAUUCAUGCUGGCAUGAAACCAUAUGAAUGUAAAGAGUGUGGAAAAGGCUUUAAUCGUGGUUCAAAUCUUAUUCAGCAUCAGAAAAUUCAUUCUAGUGAGAAACCCUUUGAAUGUAAGGAAUGUGGGAAGGCCUUUAGGUAUCAUUACCGACUUAUUGAACAUCAUAGAAUGCAUACUGGUGAGAAACCCUUUGAAUGUAAGGAAUGUGGGAAGGCCUUUAGUCUUCUGACACAGCUUACUCGACAUCAGAACAUUCAUACUGGUGAGAAACCAUUUAAAUGUAAGGAAUGUGGUAAGGCCUUUAAUCGUGGCUCAAAUCUUGUUCAACAUCAGAGUAUUCAUACCGGGGAGAAACCCUAUGGAUGUAAAGAAUGUGGAAAGGCUUUUAGACUUCACCUACAACUUUCUCGACAUCAGAAAACACAUACUGGUGAGAAACCCUUUGAAUGUAAGGAAUGUGGGACAAGCUUCAGACAUCAAUACCAACUUAUUGAGCAUCAGCGAAUUCAUACAGGUGUGAAACCCUAUGAAUGUAAGGAAUGUGGAAAGAGCUUUAGUCGUGGUACAGACCUUAGAGUACAUCAGAGAAUUCACACUGGUGAGAAACCCUUUGAAUGUAAGGAAUGUGGGAAGGCCUUUCAACAUCAUUACCAAUUUCUUGGACAUUACAGAAUUCAUACUGGUGAGAACCCCUAUGAAUGUAAGGAAUGUGGGAAAUGUUUUACUUGUGGUAGUGAACUUAGAGUACAUCAGAGGAUCCAUACUGGUCAGAAGCCAUAUGAAUGUAAGGAGUGUGGGAAGGCAUUUAGUCGUAGCUCAAACCUUAUUCAACAUGUUAAAAUUCAUACUGGCGAGAAGCCCUAUGAAUGUAAGGAAUGUGAAAAGGCCUUUAGCAAUAAUUACGAACUUACUGUACAUCAGAGAAUUCAUACUGGUGAGAAACCUUAUGAAUGUAAGGAAUGUGGGAAAACUUUCAGACUUAGUUCAGUCUUUACUGCCCAUCAGAGAAUUCAUACAGGUAUGAAACCCUAUGAAUGUAAAGAGUGUGGAAAGACCUUUAGUUGUAGCUCGAACCUUAUUCAACAUGAGAGGAUUCAUACUGGUGAGAAACCUUAUGAAUGUAAGGAAUGUGGAAAGGCCUUUAGACUUAGGUCAGUUUUUAUUACCCAUCAAAGAAUUCAUACAGGUCUGAAGCCCUAUGAAUGCAAAGAAUGUGGAAAAGCCUUUGCUGUGAAUGGUCAGCUUACUCGACAUCAGAAAAUUCAUAAUCGUCAGAUGUCCCAUGAAUAUAAGGAAUGUGGGAAAACCUUCACUGGAUACGAACAACUUACUCAACAUCAGAGAGUUCAUAGUGGCAAGAAGUCCUAUGAAUAUAAAAUGUGGGACGACCUUUCAUCAUGGACUGAGAUUCACUCAACAGCACAGUAUUCCUACUGGUGAAAAACUUUGAGUAGGAGUAGCGUGGAAAGAUUUUACAGUCAAAGCAAACACCUUAGUGUUGAGAGGACCUUCUGGUGAGAAAGUCUUUGAAUGUAAAGAAAUACAGAGUAGCCUUCAUGUUCACAGUUUACUAAUCAUGAAAGAAUUUUCCUAGGUAUUUUAGUUUCACGCGCUUAGAAAAGCCUUCAAACUCAAACUGGAGGAGAACUUGUUGGAACAAACGUAAGCUAACAUCUACCUGAGGCAGGUGCUUUAUCACCACUGCCAUUUCACUACCUGCAUGACAUUAGGUGCCUAUCCUCUUUGUGCAUCAUUUGUAAAUGGUAACAAUGCUGAGUGCAUACUAGUGCAAUUACGGAAAUAAUUGUGUUGCAAUCGUACAAAAUCCUUACAAGAGUACUUGGCACAUGCUUGUGUUCAUAAAGAACAGCUUUUAUGUUUCAUUAGCAUCAUUGUUAAUGACACGAAAAUUAUAUUAUGGUGUAUAAUUUAGAAAAAUCUCAUCUAUUCCUUAAUUAUUAAGUUUUAAAUAAGUACUGUAUAAAAUUUUAUGGUAAGUAAAAGAAUAUGAGGAUUUUCAUUAAGAGUUCAUUCCUUAAGUUACAUCAAAAAGUUAAUAUUGAAAAAAAAGUUAAUUUUGAAAAGAAACCCUAUGGAUUUAGAGAAUGAGGAGAUGUUAAAAAACCAGCUGUUGAAGAGUCAGUUUUUGAAGUGAUUUGUCUAU
Messenger RNA from Enhydra lutris kenyoni (northern sea otter), 4304 nucleotides. Its product is annotated as zinc finger protein 780A-like. The record is from RefSeq and is a predicted model, not a curated record. Bases 293 to 3580 code for a protein of 1095 amino acids. Gene Ontology annotation, biological process: negative regulation of transcription by RNA polymerase II. Gene Ontology annotation, molecular function: RNA polymerase II cis-regulatory region sequence-specific DNA binding; DNA-binding transcription repressor activity, RNA polymerase II-specific. Lineage: Eukaryota; Metazoa; Chordata; Mammalia; Carnivora; Mustelidae. The transcript has 6 exons.